UACCUAACAAUCGACCUUCCAAGCAAACCGGUUCUGAGUGGUCAGCCCACUUUUUUCCUUUUUUCUGUUUUUGGGCUGAAGUUUGUUGCUCCCCUCCUCCUCCUCCUCUCCUCCUCUCCUCCUCCUCUGGUCAGACCCCUCCCUGCGAGAGAUGCUCCCCCAGGCUCGCGCUCGAGGCAGCCUCACUGCCACACGUCCCCUUGGAGACUAGAAGGAGCACGUGACUCGUCCGCUUAUCAGGUUUAGCGAGCAGCAGCAGCAGCGCUUCGGUACCGAGCUGGAGAGGAGAGAGAGAAAAAGAGAGAGAGGAAGGGAGGGAGGCUGACUGACUGACUGCUGGGAAAAAGAGGAGAAAGUGAAAAGUUGGAGACGCUUAGAGACUACUACUUUUCCCGAGUUGUGUUCGGCCUCUCGGGCGACGGUGUUCCUCUCUGGGCGGCUCGGCGGGGGCUCGGAGAGGGAGGGAUGCAGGAGAGUUAGUUGAGCAACUUUUUUGCACAUCCUCUGAAACGCCAUUUUGGUCGCUCUCCGGAACAAGUUUGCAUUUUUUUUCUCCUCCUCCUUCUUCUUCUCCUCCUCCUCCUCUCUCUCUGUCUCUCCCUCUCUGUCUUCAAAGUCCAUCCUCUCUCUUCUCUUGCCUGUAGCUACUAGCGUUAACUUAACCACCACCAUCAUCAUCACCCACCGACCGUGCUGUCUGUCUCUCCGCCCGGCCCUGAGGGAACACGACUCUUUAAACUAUUAGCAGAGGCUGAUGUUGCUCACCUCUCACCUCCGUGUCCCUGUGGCCUGUGCCUCUGUGACCCCCUGACGUGUUUAGCCCUGAUCUCAAAACUGUUAGUUGAAUAAGACGAGUUCAGACAUGCCCGGUUUCAGCAGGAAGAUACCCAACAAGAUUGGAAGAGGCAGUGAAUUGUGUUGGUUUGGAGGUGCAGACAUGGACAGUGCCUUAACUGAAAAGUGCAGUGGUAAAGCAGGAGUCGGGGCUGACCUUGGGAAAUCAUCUCAGCAGACAGAGCAACCCACCACAAAACCCUUGCAGCCCAUGGAAGAAAAGCUAGAGAGUGAAAUGGACCAUGUUGGAGUGCUGCAAAAGGAGAACGGAAUGGAGGAAGAAAAGGAGAAGGAGGAAGAUGAGCAGGAGGAUGGUGGAGAGGAAGGAGAAGAGGAGUCCUGUGCCAACAAUGAAAUAAAAACUGGCCAAAUGAAUGGAGCACCUUCAAAUGCUUCUGUCAAAACUCCAAGCAAGUCGCCCUCUGCCAAUCGUACUGGGAGACGGAGUCAGGAACUGAAAGAUCGCUCAACCUUCAUCUGCCCCCUGUGUGACAAGAACUGCCAGACCCAGCACCAGCUUACUAUGCAUAUAAGACAGCACAACACUGACAGUGGGGGUACUGACCACUCCUGUAGCAUCUGUGGAAAGGCUCUGAGUUCGGCCAGCUCUCUGGACCGCCACAUGCUGGUACAUAGUGGAGAAAGACCCUACAAGUGCAGUGUGUGUGCCCAGACCUUCACCACCAAUGGGAACAUGCACAGACACAUGAAAAUUCAUGACAAGGACCCAAGUACUGUUCCUGCCUCCAGUCCUGUGUUGCCGAACAAGCGACGCAGACCCAGUGUCAAGAGAAAGGCCAGUAUUGAGGAUGAAGCUGAGAAAUCUGAGGAACCACCUAAUAAAAAGGUAGUUCUGGUGCAGCAGACAGGAGAACGAGCCAGUGUCAAGCAGGAGGAAGAACUCUUGCACUGUCCAAUCUGUUUCAAGACAUUCAUCUGUAAAUAUGGUUUGGAGUCACACAUGGAAACCCAUCCAGAUACUGCACUCAAGUGUAACCUGUGUUGCAUCACCUUCCGCACCCACCGAGGCCUUCUUUGUCAUAAUUCAGUUAUUCAUAAGCAACUCCCUACAGAUCCCUCUGGAAAACCUUUCAUCCAGAGCAAUCCUUCUGUCCCCCUGGGCUUUAGCGAUCUGUCCUUCAUUGACUUUUCCUGCCAGAAGUUUCCACAAAUUGCGCAGGUAUGGUGUGAAACAAACUUGCGACGCUGCUCCAGCAAGUUCCAUAGGUUUGUUUGUGAAGACUGCAACAAGGCCUUUCCUCUUCAGGUAUCUCUGGAUCUACAUGCUACCUCGCACAAAGACAGCACAGACUCCUGUGCUGAACCCCAGAAACAAGAAACUGACACUAUUGGAGGUGCAUCUACAGGCAGUGGUUUUGUGGAUUCCAAAGAGGUAGUUAAAUCAGCGACACAGAAGGAGACCCGUGCUGUAAAUGGACAGAAAGAUUUCAUGGAGUCCCUUGGUCUUCAGCUUUCUUCACUGGCCAAGCCUGAGCGAUCUGAGGAAGAGAUCCAGCAAGAAAUUUUAGACAGCGUCCGUUUUAUCCAUGUUGAGUCCCCUGCUACAAACCUACCUCAAGAGACCAGUGGCAAUCUUGGCCUCUGUGUUCUAGACCCUAUCUCUAUUCAAGGCUUAAACAAGAGCACUGGAGUUGGCUUCCUGUCGUUGCAGCCACUUCAAGGGGGACUUGUCAACAGUGGGUUAGUUGUCCGGCCGGUGAGUAAUCAAGCCGGCAUGGACCUGGCUGAUAUCCAGCAGAUUCUGAAGUUAGCUGCUUCUCAGGUGUCUUUAACGCUUCUUCCUAAAGUUCCUGGAAGUCCUCUGCAGGCAGAUCCCAAACAAAAUACCCCUCUCAAACCUAAGCCUCUUGUAACUCCUCGAUCCAGCAUGGGGACCUCCACAACACCUCCUCCGGUCAUGAAUGCGCAGCAGGCUUCUUCAGGUUGCAUCAGCCCUGGCUUACCACCUGUUGCAAGCCAACUCCUUCUCAAUUCCAUGCAGUCCCCAUCAAACUCCCCAUCUUCUUCAUCCUCUUCUUCGCCUACUAACUGGGAGAACACCCAUUUAGGCACAGAUGGAACAGGGGCCACCAUUUUGACAUCCAGUCCAUCUACUCCAAAUAUCAAACAGGAAGAGGUUGGGGGUAAAGAGAAAGAAAUUAGAGCAAGUGGCAAGAAGAUCUCAAAGACGGAGUACCCUUGUCGCUUCUGUACCCAGGUCUUCUCCUUUCCAGGAGGCCUCCAGGCACAUAUGCGACAUCACUUGGGAACCUCACCAUACCAGUGCAGCAUCUGCACCUACGCUGCUCCAGACAAUGCCACAUUAAUCCGCCAUUUACGAACACAUAGCGGCGAGCGGCCAUAUGUUUGCCGCCUCUGUCACUACCCCUUCACUGUCAAGGCCAAUUGUGAGCGCCAUUUGCGCAAGAAACACAUGAAGAACACUCGCAAAGAGAUCGAGAAGAACAUUGAGUAUGUUACCACCUCCUCCAGUACAAGUGCUUUAACUGGUGGUACUACACCGGAGCUCCUGGACUCUGCUGGUGCAGGUAACACAUCCUGCCGCUAUUGUGGAGAGGAUUUGAAAAGCUACAGGGCUCUCCAGAUUCACCUGAGAACUCACAAUGGGUGCCAGAAGAAGCCAUUCGAAUGUCGCCAGUGUGGAGCAGCCUUUUUGGCCAAAAGGAACUGUAUUCAUCACCUGCUUAAGCAGCAUCCAGACGUCCCAGAGAAGGAGAUCGAGGAGCAUAUAAACACUUCAGUCCCUGCCAAUGUUGCAUCCUCUCUCCAGGCCUCCAGUUCUCCAGUUUCAGCCUCAAAUGGGCUUCCUCAAACUGUUCAGCCUCAAUCUGGUAAACAAGACCUUGAUACUUUCUCUGGAGAUGCCGAUCAAGACCAGCCUUUGGAUUUCUCCAGCAAGUCUUUAAAGACCAAUGGUCUAGAUGUAAAGGCUGAGUCUGCCACGUCUGCUUCCCCGUCGUCAUUUUCAAACGACUUCUCCAUGGAACCCAUUGACCUUUCUAUUCCGAAGGGUCCUGAAGGGAAGAAAGUAAAGCGAGAAGUAAUCGAUACCACAUUAUUGCUUCAACAAGAGAUAAAGAAAGAGAUUCCUUCCCCGAGCCUGGACUCGCCCAAGUCUUUAGGAAAGAUCUCUACUGUCCAUGCAGCUCUCCCACUCUCAAUCCCUACUCUUGCCUCUGCUUUAACUAGCGACUUGUCCAAGCCCACCACACGCCUGAAGCCUCUGCUGCCAAAACCAGUUGCUGCCUCCAACACUUCAGAGAUGCCUCCCUUGGCCUCCAUUGCCCAGAUUAUCUCCUCUGUUUCUGCUGCACCAGUCCUGCUCAAAACAGGUAUUAGUGCGGAGAAAAUUGAUGGACUAAAGGGUUGUGAAUUACUAAAUGACAAGAAGUGUUCCAGUGGCACUACUAGUGUCGAGUCUACUGCCACUUUCAGCUGUUCUCCCCUUGAUUCUUUAAAAAGGAGAGGAAAGAAAAGGCAGUUCAAGGAAGAGGCCUGUAGUCCUACAGCUGCAGCUGUCAGUGGGCUGGACCUGGAGUCUAGUGGAGAGUUUCCAAGUGUGGAGAAGAUGCUGGCCACUACUGAUGCAAAUAAGUUUACUCCAUACUUGCAGCCCAGGCAGGUGGAGCCAGAAAAGGAGAAACUGUCUGCCAGUGAAGAGGAGAAGGAAGGAAAGGAGGACAAACUGAAGGUCCAGCUGCAGAGCAAAGUAAAGAAGAAUGCCUAUUCGAAUUCUGUGCAGAAGAUGAAGUGCCCCUACUGCCCUCGGGAGUUCCCUUGGACCAGUUCAUUACAGAGGCACAUGCUAACACAUACAGGCCAAAAGCCAUUCCCCUGUGCUCAGUGUGAUGCUUUCUUCUCCACCAAAUCCAACUGUGAGCGCCAUCUUCUUCGUAAGCAUGGCAUUUCCAGCCGAAACAUGCUGCAGAACACUGGAUCAGGCCUUAAACCCAAAUCUGAUGAGGGCUCCCAGGGAAGUACAGAUUGUGUAUCUGAUGCUGAGCCUGCUGUGGGUGACGAUUCUGUGAUUCCUGGAAAGGAGAAGGAAGGCACAGCCAAUGAUGUUUUGACAGAGGAACCCAAGCCCACAGCCACAGAUCAACCAGAGUGCAAGGAGGAUGAGCAAAGCACACAAUCCGCUGAGUGCAGUGACAUGAAGAUGGAUAUGAGUGAUAAUAAUAAUGAUGAUGAUGAGUCUCAAAGCAAUAAGAGUCUUGAUAUGAACUUUGGCAGCAAGCUCGUAGAUUUUAAGCUGUCAGAAGCUGAGCAGCAGCAAGCGUCUGAAGCGACCGAACCUACUGUGGAACCUGAGAAACCUGCAAAGAAACCUCCCGAAGAAUUUCCUCACACAUGCAGUACCUGCAAAAAGACCUUCCGCCACGCUGCAACCCUCAUCCGCCACCAGAAGAUUCAUUUGCUUACGAUCCAGCAGGAAGAUUCGGGCAAGAAAGGGAAACAUCAGCCUGCAGAGCCCAGUCAACAAGCCAGCAGUGACACCAACAUUGAUAACAACAAUGACACCAACAACGACACCAGCAAUGACGCCAGCAUUGAUACCAGCAAUAACACCAGCAUUGAUACCAGCAUUGACACCUCCCCUGUAAAGGAGACUGAGCAACAAGUGAGCAUCAGUACUGCUAACAAAGUUGAGAAAGAAGAGAACAGCAGUGUUCCAGAAACUGGAGAAAGAGAAGAAGAAGCAAAAGAGGCACAGAAGGAAGAGGAAGAGAAAGAGGAGAGAAGCGACGAGGAAGAAGAAGGUUGCUCCUCUGAGCUCAGGGAUCUGGAAGACGAGAUUGAGUCUGCAGGGAGAAAACCUGACAAAAGGAAGAAGAUAUGUAGUGUUUGCAACAAACGCUUCUGGAGCCUGCAGGACUUGACUAGGCAUAUGCGUUCACACACUGGAGAAAGGCCUUACAAGUGUCAAACUUGCGAGCGGACCUUCACGCUGAAGCACAGCCUGGUGAGGCAUCAGCGUGUCCACCAGAAAAGACCUGACAGCAGAGGGGCCGAGGGAGGAGACGACCCAGAAGAGACUGACGGUGGAAGAGACGCUACCGCUGCAGAUGGAGAAGAGCUCCAUUGUUCCUCUGGAAGUGAGAGCGAGGCUGCUGGUCACACUGAGAAUGAGAUCGAGAGUAAUGGGUCAGUGCUCGUGGCUGGGGAGGAAAAUGGAUCAGCAUUGGAGGAUUCAACAGACAAACACCACCAGAAAGUGGAUGGCAAGGGUGAUAUCAAGGAAGAAAAGGAUUGUACAGCGAUGCCUCCCAAGGAGCCUCAGAUGAAGGAACCUAAAGUAGGGGAAUCUAAAGCAGAUGCAUCUGUGGACUCCCAGCCAUCUGACAAUACAAAACCCAAAGAGACGAGUGAUUCCAGUCUUACGGAGAACCAGGAAACUGCAGCCUGAAGACAAACGGAUAGACUGUUAUGAUCCUGUGCCAUAUUUCCACAAACGAUCUUCCAUAAACACUAAAAGACGACUGAAAUGGUCUGGAAUCCACCAAUAGUCAAUAAUGUCCUCAUGCUGUCUUUAUCAUGCAUGAAAUAUCCAAAACUGGAGUGAUUUUUUUUCUUUUUCUUUUAAAUGCCUUAAAAAUGUUUUGUUUUGUUUUGUUUUUUUUGUUGUAGUUCAAUGAAUUGGAUCAACAUGCAACUGGACAGUAUCUUUUUAAUCAAAUGUAAAUGAUUGUGUAUUUUUUUUAAAUUGAUCACAUGUAAGUCUUUAUAUCAAAUGAGUGCGUUUUAUAUGAUAAGCCGAUGGUUUAUAUUAGUACCAUUUAUAAUGUAUUAUUCUUAAUUCAAUUCCAGUUUGUUUUUAGUCAUUAUGAUACGCUUUUCUCUCACUCAAAAUUCUACGGCAUUCAACGGAUGAAGUGCCUGAGACCUUUACUCUUCGGAAUUCUGAGAUUAGGCUUUGUUAGGUUUUGGAGGACUUGUGUAAUUCAGUGGCCUGGCAUAAUUUUUGUUUGUUUGUUUGUUUGUUUGUUUGUUUUCCUCAGUCGGGAUGGUCUAUUGUUUAUUGGCAAUAUUUGCCUGUCGUGUAUUAUUUUCCUCUCGCUUGAACUUUACUGUUCUCCAGUGUGAGUGAUCAUAGCUGGAGGUAGAGACAGCACCCGCUGGUGGUUCGGAGUGUAUAACCGGAUGUUAGGGUGCAGGCCUUGGGUGAAAGCUUGUACUGCUUGUGCUAACAGACCUUACACACUGUAUAUGUAGUAUUUAGGUAGUUUGAAAACAGCUGAAGAUCCAUUUUUGAUCCAUUGCAUUGCAAAUUGCAGAUCCAUUGGAGCCUGUGCUUAAUUAACUGACUCAUUUGAUCCAGUUCAGAAGUACAGGUUAAAUCCAGCAUAGGGGUAUUUUUUCUGUUAUUUUUUGCCACUGCGUUUUCCACCAAGACAGUAAUAAUCAAUAAGCUUCAAGAUGUGCACUGUAUGUAAUAAGAAGACCAUACUAGAUACAAGCUUUUACCCACAGCAGCUGCAUCUUUGCUUUCCUGCACACUUUGUAUUUGUAUUUAAGUACAAUGUGAAUCAAAGUGCAUUUUCUUUCUUGUUUUAUACAGUGAUGUUUGUUUGUUUGUGCUCGAUCCGUGGGUUUUAUACUUGAAAUCGCCCUGCUGUUGGUUGCCUUACCUACUACAACAACGCUGUUCACACUGCCCCUACACUUCACCUGUUAGUACCUCAACAGAUGGCAAAUCUAACCUUGUAGAAUUUACUAAAAAGUGGUUCGCUACGAAGAGGCCUUUUGUCACUUUUGUAUAUUAAGAAUUAUUAAGAAUUAAGAUGUGACUGAACACGCUUCACCUCUGAUCAACUAUCAGUAAUAGAAAUGCUGCAUCUCAGAGCCGAACACGACUAUGCAAACUAUGCAAUGUUACAGUAGAGCAAUAAUAAUAAUAAAACCCUCUUCUAAGAGAGCAUAUCAUGGUUAAAGCUCAGCCUGCAAAAAAAAAAUCUAAAAUCGCAAUCGUUUGUUUUUUUAAGAUUUGUCAGAUUUUCUAAAGGUUCCAACAGCUGGUCUUCAUGUAACAGUGUUUUCCCAAGGAAACACAGCGAAGAGUUCUAAGAUGUGUCACUAUUUUUGCGGAAACAAAUCAUCUAUAUAUAUAUAUAUAUAUAUAUAUAUAUAUAUAUAUAUAUAUAUAUAUAUAUAUAUAUAUAUAUAUGUGUAUAUAUUUUAUAAAUUUUUUUCUUUACUAUAGUGUGUUUAUGAGAAAUGUAUGUGUGCCUGCUUACGUAGUGUGUGUGUGUGUGUGUGUGUGUGUGUACGCGCAAUUAUCAACGAUAGACAACACACUGAAUAUUUUAUGUAUUUAUUGAUCCUAGAGAGAGAGUGGUCAGAGCUCAUGCUUAUGAGAAGCCAUGUGGACUCCGUGUGUGCUACAAGGAGAAUCAGAAGAAGAAAAACGAUGACUGUAGCACUGAACAAUCUUGAAGUUCUUUUUAUUAUCAGUUAUUUUAUGAGCUGUUCGCCAUAAAUUACAUUUUAUGAUUGUUUGUUUGGUUAUAUGUUUGUUUGUUUUUUAUGUUUGUAAUGCAGCCCCAUCAUCACACACACAUGCAUUAACAAAGUACAUAUUUGUUACUGGACCUUGAAUGGAUUUAGUCCAGUUUGAAUUAUUAGAUGAUUUAUUUUUUUUUAUUGCAUGUCUAAUUAAUUUUGGUGGUUACCAGUUCUUCUCUUUCUCAGGGGCUCUUCAAAUUAUGCAUAUGUAAAAAAAGAAAUAAAUCCAAGCUUUGUGGGUGAGCUAGCUACUCGCUCUCGUUUCUACAGCAAGCAAAGCAGUCACUACAGUUACUACAUGCAUACGAAUGUGAAUCUCUUCAGGAAACCGACCGCCUUUGGCUUCAUCUCAGCGUUGUCCUCAUUUUCAUCAUUGUCUUUCUCGUGAUUCUGCAUGUUUUAAACCUUUCAGCUGUUUUGUGUUUUGUCACUGUCAAACGACUGCAUUUGUUAAAGGGAUUGCACAUGUUUUGUCUCACGUUUGUUCAGUUUUAGAAAGCUAGAGUUUUUUUUUUUUUUUUUUUUUUUUUCAGCCCUGUUAUCUCCGAUACAAUCAUUCAAACAAUAAAUAUACACUAAGAAAGAGUGAGAAAUUCAA
Molecule: messenger RNA, 8956 nt
Organism: Astyanax mexicanus (Mexican tetra)
Lineage: Eukaryota; Metazoa; Chordata; Actinopteri; Characiformes; Acestrorhamphidae
Gene: rreb1b
Product: ras responsive element binding protein 1b
Exons: 14
Coding region: 863-6262 (1799 amino acids)
Biological process (GO): regulation of transcription by RNA polymerase II
Cellular component (GO): nucleus
Molecular function (GO): DNA-binding transcription activator activity, RNA polymerase II-specific; RNA polymerase II cis-regulatory region sequence-specific DNA binding
Source: RefSeq, a predicted model, not a curated record